CCCGGAACCUUCUUGCCAUCCACACACAUCGCCCAGAUCCCGCGACCGACCCUGGCGCUGCCUUGUUAGUCCUCCUGCUGGCUCGAUGGAGUGCUACCAGCACUUGACUCAACAGAGCCAGCCAUCCCGCGCCUCGUCCUUGCAAGACCCGAGAGAGGUGAUCAUGGUCGACAGGGGGGGGAGAGAGGGUCCGCCCACCCUCAUGGUACACGCCUCGCUCGUUGUGUCUGCUAACUCUCCCGUCGCCGUGCCUACUCUGUCGACUACUACCACGAGUACUUUAUGGCCCGCUCGCCCACCCUCCGGUGCUUGCCUCCUGGGUUGUUGAGCCGUUUCCGCCGCUACCAUAUCCUAAUUGUGCAUGCAAGCCUUCCUUUGUGUUACCCAGAUCCUCUGCGACUCCGUACCUGGCCGCCUCCCAGACGCAUAGUUUUCUUAUAUUCAACUCGGCCAUGGUUGACCUCGCCAUGACAUGCUAACUCCUCUCGAUCUCUCCGCCUCGUCCUAUCCCGCCGUUCGCCUCGACACGCGUUGCAACAGUGCUCCACUGGAAAUGGGAAUCCAACAGAUCUGAUACGAGUCCUGGUCCUCGGAACUGUUCACAUCGACGUAUAAGCGACGCCCCAACCAGACCGGACUCGACGCCCUUUGCCUGAUUUCGACUUUUGCAACUCAGCUACCAACUCUCCUUAAUCCACCGUGCUAUUCUUGGCUCUUCGCCGCCAGCAUCCAAGACGACACGCGACUAUCUGACAGCACGAUACCUUCUCCUUUGAUAUCCCAACCCCAAUCGAAUACAGCCGGCCAAGAUGGUCAACCUCACUGGGGUCAACUUAUGUCCGCCCCCUUUCUGGGACUCGAAGCUCUUCAGUGCCGAUGGAGGCUAUGUGGAUGGGCGGCUCUGCCAAAUCAUCCCUCCCGACACAAAAUGUUGUCUCCCGUGCCCAAUGGCGGACUGGGUCUAUCCGGACAGCUUCAACACAAUGACGGUCGUUGCCAACUGGGUGGCAGCCGUGAGCGCGAUAUGUUGCGUUCUCUUGCUUGCCUCGUGGGCGGUUCUUCCCGUCGACAAGACGAACCGCCACUACCUGAGCGUUUGUUUCACCUUUGGAGUGCUGCUGAUGAAUCUUGGUUUCGUGAUCCCGCUCGCGGCCCAGCCGGAUCAGUGCUACGACAAGAUCACCCCACACAGCAUGCGCACCAGCAAGGUGUGUGGUGCGUCGGGGACGUUUCUUCUUCUGGGAGGAUGGUGCGGCGUCAUGUGGGCGUUUCUUCGGUCCCUCUCCCUUCAUCUCCAGAUUUGCUGGCAAGUUCUCGUCGGUCGCAACUUUAUGUUCUUUGCGCAAGCGGCAGGCUGGGGCGUUCCCAUUCUCGGAAUCAUCCUGGCUCUCGUCUUCAGCGGUGUCUCGUUCCGAUUUGGAGCGACCUGCCACAUCAACCACAAGAACAGCCUGGCAGAUCUCUGGAUUCCUCUUCUCAUCUUUGCCGGAGCGACCGUGAUUCUCACCUUUGCCACGUUCGGCUACUGCACCAAGGUCUAUCUGGCCUCCUUGUCGGACAAUUCAGCCUCGACCGAGGGCUCGAGCUUGCCUGCCUAUACCAACAGCGUGCGAACCAUGUCUCCGCGCCAGGCCUACCGCCGAGUGAAACGCGUCAUCGCCCUGCAGUGGCGCGGCCUCGCCAUUGUCCUCAUCAUUAUCGCCGACGUCAUCUUCUUCUCGGUCGUCUUCGUCUUCCAGGACAACAUUGUCCAGUCGGUCACGUCGGAUCCGCGCGUCGCCAAGGAUUGGGUCUUGUGUCUCAUCGGGGCAUCGGGGGACAAGCACCAGUGCUUGGAGGAGGCCAAGGCGUUGGUGGUAAACGAGGCGACCGUUGUGGCCGUUCUGCUCCUGCUCGCGCUGAACGGAAUCUGGCUUGUCUUCCUCCUCGGCCGGUGGUCGAUGGUUACCGGCUGGUUCGAGCUCAUUCCAUCACUCACAAACCGCAACAAGAAAGAGUUUGUGUCGGUCGACGCCCGGUAUGAGGUCAAGAAAGAUACACUGAAAUCGCCAACCUCGGGGCGACGAACUCCGGACUACUUUGGGCAGACGGCACGAUAUCACGCCCCCGCGAGGUCCUACUCAAGCCCGCGGCCGCCGCAGGCGCAAGCCCCGGCCUGGGACCCGAAACAAAGCUUUGCGCGGCCCGACGGGUACGAGGACAUGAACCCGUUGGGCAUGAAUCGGAUCUAGAAGGGCCUUUUGCGUUGGCGGACGAAACUUGUGCAGACGCUGCUCGGACAUGGAAGGCGGGCACUAGACGGGGAGGUGCAUGGACGACCAAAACGUCGAAUACUCAGCGUGAUCGUCCCCGGGCGGCCACAACAAACCGCAUCGACCCGGCCCCCCUUGCCUCGAAACGGAGCAGCAGGCUGUCACGACAAGCCGGUUUGUGGUCAAUGACACCACGCCGGCUCCAUAUAUACCCCGCUCGCUGGGAGACGCAUGGAGGCAGUAACUUGCCACAGUGCGAUGUCGAAUUGCGAAUUUCAUGGACAGCGCGGCGUCACGGUCGUUUACGGUGUUUUUUUUUUCAAACUCCCUUGGAGAAUUCGAUGGAUGGGUGGGCGGACUAAGCCCAUGUGUAUGUAUGCGUGUGUAUGCCGUGUGUGCGUGUACAAAGUGCAGAUGAGCAAGGCCGGUCAAAGGUGACACGACCGCGACCAUGAAGUGUUUCUAGUUGUUCAAGAGAUAGAGAGAGAGAGACACGCUGCGUGUCGCGUCAAAUCAACAGACAUGACAAAACAAGAUCUAC
Molecule: messenger RNA, 2793 nt
Organism: Purpureocillium takamizusanense
Lineage: Eukaryota; Fungi; Ascomycota; Sordariomycetes; Hypocreales; Ophiocordycipitaceae
Exons: 6
Coding region: 810-2231 (473 amino acids)
Biological process (GO): cell surface receptor signaling pathway
Cellular component (GO): membrane
Molecular function (GO): transmembrane signaling receptor activity
Source: RefSeq, a predicted model, not a curated record